Molecule: messenger RNA, 1433 nt
Organism: Rotaria sordida
Lineage: Eukaryota; Metazoa; Rotifera; Eurotatoria; Philodinida; Philodinidae
Source: the annotation of a GenBank genome assembly
GACUCUAAUACACGAAGCAUAAGCGAAAAAAUAUUCUGAGACAAAUAUCCUUCACCCACCUGCUGUUGUUCCCAGUAUAUUCAACAUCGCUGGUUAACAACCGACAGCUGUUAUCAUCGUAUUACUGAAGUAUAAAAGCCAAAGCGUCAUCGUACGAUUUUUGAAUCAAAUAAUCAGUUAAAACAAUAUUUUACGAUCGUAAACCUUGGGAAAUGAAAUUGUGUAUACUCUUAGUACUUUUUUAUGGUUACAUUUGUCAUGCGAGCGACAUUUGGUAUCAAACGGAAAUGUCUAUACAUCUUGUGCCACCAUUUCAGAAUGUAUACACAACACUACAACAAAAUAUACUUGAUAAAUUAUUAACUAUUGAUUCAAACACAUUAAAAAUAAAUGAUGGUGCAUUCGCAUCUUUUGCAUCGAAUCUUCAUUGCGAAAUAGAAAAGCUACUUAAAUAUCUUGAUCUUUCUGUAACUGCCAGUAACAAUAUCCGAACUAAAGUCGACCAAAAACUAAGUACUAUUGUCAAGGAUAUUUCAGCCAAGGAAAGUGAAAUAGCCCGUGCUGAUGGUCAAAUUCGAGAUAUGAAUGCAAGAAUUCAAGCAAAACGGUCUCAAAUAAGUACAGCUGAGCAAUCUGUGAGACAAGCCGAAGGUUUAGUGGCAAAUGCUCAAAAUGAGUUAAGUCAUGCUGAAAGAGAAGUUGAAGCUGCUCAAUUAUGUUCCGGAUUAUUUGGAAGACGAAAACGAUUUCUAGGUAACCUAUGGAAUUCAAUUCAAACCUCAGUUUUAAAACCAAUAGAAUCGGCAGUUAAUCAAGCAGGUAACGCAAUAGGAUCAGUAGUUAAUCAAGCAGGUAGCGCAAUAGAAUCAGCAGUUAAUACAGCAGCUGGCGCAAUAGUUGAUAAUGUAGUCAAACCUGUUUGUAGUGUUGUUAACUUUCAACAAGUCGAUAAUGCAAGAAGGAAUGUUGAAAAUAAAAAAAAUGAACUAUCUUCCCGUAGAAAUCAAGUUCAGACAUUUAAGAAUGAUUUAAAUUCAAUUCAAAACGAUUUAAUCAUAUAUAAUGCACAAUUACUUAAUUUAAAUUCCCAAUUAAAUUACUUAAAAAAUUCAUUAAGUGCACUACCAAAUGAACAACAUAUAAUAUUAUCAAUCAAUCAAAAAUUAAAAGAUGUUGUUGCUCGUAUACGGGCAUUGUUCGGUAGUUCAACAUCACUCCUAGAUGUAGCAACAACAGUGAUUGAUUUUGAAUCAGUUGUGAAACCAUUAAACGCUAUUUAUGAUGAAUUACAACAAAAUCAAUUUAUCGUAUCAUUCAAUGCUGGCAAAAUAUCAAUGGAGCAAGUAAAUCAAGCCAAAACAAAUUUGCAAGCAUUGAUUCCCUCAAUAGCCAAUACGCCAUUCAAUAUGGAAAUCACACGUUGUCCAAAUUAA